GUUGGUAGGAACGCUUCAGCGCAUUCGGUUGCAAGUCGGUGUGUUUUUUAUGUAACACCCAAUUCCAACUAGUACCCCACGUGAAUUAAAGUUUAUUGACAGCGGAUUUUUAAACACUGAUGAACUUUAUACCUGCUCACUGCUCAAUUAUAAAUCACUGAUACAUCAGAUCAGAAUGAAGCACUCAAAUCUAAACCCAGAGGAAUCAAGCCUCUUCCUUGAGGUCUAUAACAUCAACGGAGCUGUGGUCCUUCCUCUACACUCCUCCAUCGCACUGUUCCUUCUGUCCUACACUGAGUGCAAGUCUUUCCAGGUCUACCUGGUCUCAGAUCAGCCUGGCAGCACAGAGGCUUUGGCAGGGUCCCUUCCAAAGAGCCUGGCUGUAUCUGAACUGAAGAGGGCAGAAGCUCCAGCCCUGGUGGCGGCUUGUCGUCUGCCGGCUGUGCUGGAGCCGAAUGGGCGAUUCUGCAGAGCUGGACUGGCUGUGGUGCUCAGACACAUCAUCCAGACAACCUGCCGCCUGGAGCCUCAACGUAGAGAUGUGGCCUCACUGCUGGGCUUCAAGAACACCUGCCUGAAGGCUUGCGCUGAGGUGAGACUAAAAGCAAGAAGACACAGGGACCUAUAUAGUGUGAGCCGCUGGACCAGGUUAUGUGAGCUGGGCAUUCCCUCAGCGGUUGAGGAUCACCUACGUAACCCUACUGAGGAGCGAUUCCAUCUUCCUGCCGCUCUCCUCCAGCUGGAGCACCGCCUGGCCGAACCAGUCAAGGUGCACAACGAUGACAAACUCCGCCGUCACAAGCUUCAACAGCAGAAGAACUCUGGGAAGAGCUCUGAGGAGAACUCUGGAAAGAACUCUCAACCACCUGAGAACCAGCAGGAGGAUCCUCAGAACAAGAGCCAUUGUGGAGUGGAGAUGAGUGCAGCUCCUGAGAGCCAGCAGGAAGAUCCUCAGAACAAGAGCCAGUGUGGAGUGGAGAUGAGUGCAGCUCUGGCCAAACUGUCUGUGGAUGGAGCGCCACCUGUUCCCACCACCAGAGAGCGCUCUGAUGUAAGGAAAGUGAAGACCACUGAGCUGCCAGAAUUGGAGCAUGUGUUUGCAGAGGGGCUUUACUUCACUCUCACUGAUGUGGUGCUGCUGCCAUGCAUGCAUCAAUACCUGAUCUCACUACAGAAUCACGCUCCUCAUGUCCUGCUCCAGCUCCCUUUGCUGCUGCGCUGGUACCAACGUAUGCAGGAACUGCCAGGGGUCCACCGUGCUGCAGAGGAUAGUGGGAUUGCUCUGUUCAGCCCACAGGUACCACAGCCCUGCUCGACUCAACCAGACGCUCCUCAUUGCCCCGAAUCAGACCAGGAAAACCCUGCGCCAUCUCAAGAGCACUUUGUGGGAGGGCCUAGACCCACGCUUACCAAACUCCAGGAGCAUGGCAUCGAGGCCAUCUUCUCUCCACACCCCUGCCCAGUAUGGACGCUUGACUGGGAGAGUCUGCCUGCUGGCGUCAACCCCACUGAAGGUAAGAUGUCAGACACUCGAGCUGUACGCAAGCGGCAGCAGCUGAACAACCUGGUCGCCAUGGUGAAGGAGCUCGCUGGACCUGAUCACACUAUAGUGGAUUUCUGUAGCGGAGGAGGCCAUGUUGGGAUUGUUUUGGCGCACACGCUUCCUCAGUGUCAGGUCAUCCUUAUAGAAAACAAAGAAGAGUCUCUGGUGAGAGCUAGAGACAGAAGCUCACAGCUCGGACUUCAGAACAUCAGCUUCAUCCAAGCGAACCUCGACUACUUCAUAGGGAACUUCCAAGUAGGGGUGGCUCUACAUGCAUGUGGUGUGGCAACAGACAUGGUCCUAGAUCGCUGCGUUCAGGCUAAAGCCAGAUUCGUGAUCAGUCCAUGCUGUUACGGCUUCAUCCAGAAUACACUCAAGUUCAGCUUCCCUAGGAGUAAGAAAUUUGCAGACACAUUGACAUAUAAGGAACACAUGAUCCUGUGCAGGUUUGCUGACCAGACGGCUGUCCAGCUUCCCACUGAGCGCCGCUUAAUCGGGAAACGCUGCAUGGGCUUGGUUGACUUGGACCGCAGUUGGGCUGCUGAGACUCAUGGUUACUCGGUGAAGGUGAUGACCAUGGAGCCUGAGAGCUGCUCCCCCAAGAACAACAUGCUAGUCGGGGUUCCAGCCUAGCAUCUCCAGCUGAUGACUUUAACAACUUUUACACAGGAUGUAGACUGGAGCCUUGAGGAACACCAUAGAAUUAGAUGUGAUACUUCAGGAGUAAGCGAUAGCUAUGAGAUGUCCAUAAGUGAUGAGGAUUUGUUGAGUCCAUUACAUAUUCAAAGUGACUUUUUAGAAAUAAUUUAAUGUCUUUUUUUUUUUUUUUUUAAUGAUGAAUCGUGAACUGCCAGCAUUGGAUGAUUUUCUCAGGAAGCUAAUCCAUAUUUAUGGAAACAUUGUUUGUUUUUUAGUUCAUAACAAAAAUUUUAUUACAAUAAAUAUGGAAUGAAACACGAUGCAGUUUCCAGCUAUGCAGUUAGGGGAAAAUAAUCAAUGACUGGGUGAUGUGAUGCUUACACAAUUAUUUUCCCCCAAGCAGCACCGCCCAAAGUGUUUUAUUCCUCUUAUACCACAACAAUAAUUUUUUUUAAAUGUAUUAAUUAAUGUAAUGCUUUUUAAUCAUUUACAUCUACAUUUAAUGUUGUAGAACCUCUGUUGUUCCCUCACUAGCCUCUCUUUUUUCCCCUCUCUUGAAGUUAAAAAGAAUUCGCAGGUCUUCUAUAAUGAAGACUCUCCCAUGGUGGAAAACUUACUGAUCGUUACAAAGAGCUGACACUGGAGACUCCUCUUCCAUAAAUGUUACCUACAUGACUCGUAACAGAAGACUUUACCAUAUCAACCAGUAAAUAACAACACUUUUUUUAAAACUCCGUUUUUUAUGAUUAGACUUAGAUUAUGUGGAUCGUCUACCAUCAAAGUCUCUGUGAAUGAGCUAUUGCUAUAGAAACAAUAAUGUAUUAGAACAAGCACAUUUAUAUUAAAAACCUGUGAUUUGAAUUACAUCUAGAACUACUAACAGAGCUGCUGUUAUAGAAAAAUAAUGAAAAUCUUCUGACUAAUCAGAUUUGAGCUGUGGUACAAGUAUGUUCUAACGUAUAUCUUGACCUUUGCUCGGUAUAGUGGUUGCUGUGUGGUGUGGUGCUUGGGCCCCUGAUUCGCUGAGUGCGAGCUUCCUUCUGAAGCAAAACCACCAGUACUCAACAAGUCGGUUCAAUCACUUUAAUAAAUUAAGGAUUUCUUCACAUGCUGUUUGCAAAUGAGGCUUUAUUGGAUUGUGUAAUGCCAUCCAGCAUAUUUUCCUCAUAAUAAGAAGAACAAAAGAUGGUGUCUCGAAAGAACCCGUCCCGUCCCACAUAUUACUGAUGUAAAAUUAUUCAUUAUAAUCUGCUGCUCCUCCUUGCAAGAAGGCUGCAAGUUUUAAUCCAUUCUUUUCAGAAGUAGCCCGUUGGGGAUGACUAUAGGGAGAUAUCAAUCACCCAGGCUUUGUGGAUGCACGGGGAUGGAGCAUUUCAAAAGCAUGUCCGAUGCAUCCGCUGUCUUGAAUGUUUGAUCGGUUUGUAGAUUAUAUAAAGGUCAUCCCACUACAUUGGACCACAGCGAGAUAUACACUCUCCCUGUUCACUUGGUGUUUAUGUACCCUACUUCUGACGGUUGGAUUGUUAUUGAGCACACACUCUUGGAUUUCCUCAGCCCGUAACAGCCAUGGUGUCACGUUAGAUAUAGAGCGGGAAGAUUGCUCUCCCACUAUGAGGAAGUGGCCAAGUGUGUGUGAUACGUGCACACACACCAGGCUAGCAAACCUCAUCUGAAUUCUGCUGGCAAAGUCAAUCUCUCCGGGACUGAAUAGCUGGAGACACUGUGGCUCUUUCCAAGGAGAGGGAAUCAUGUGGGGAAACCUGCAGCGUGUAGAGAAAUAUGUUCUGAAUUGAAGAGAAAAUGGAGAAUCUCUCGCUUUUAAAAUUAAAUAUAAGUGUGAGUUACACAGAGUCGCCAGUUUAUUAGUUCCCUGAUUUGUAUAAUUCAGACGUUGCAAUAAAUUAAGCAUUGCUUCUCAUGCAAAUGAGGCCUAUUGAAUUCUGUACUGCUAUCCAGCAUAUUUCCCUCUGUCAUUAUCUCUCAUUAUGGGGAAAACAAAAGGAAGUGCCUCGAAUGAGCCAUCUCAUUUACUACUGGGAGAAGGCAUGUGGUGUUUGAAAGGCCCGAAGUGUGGAAUGACCUUAUAGAUUUAUUAAUGGCGCCAUGACCUUUAAUACCUUAUGUCGUUUCAAUUUGGUUUAAAUUUCAUGGAUAUGGAUUGAAUUAAUUUCCCAUAUCCAGCAACAGCUCUCAUACUGCAGGUGCUUGAUUGAAUUUUCUUUGCCUCAGUGACUUUUAGCCCCAGCUUCCUCCACUUGCUUCCCUUUCCAGUACUUUUUGCAGAAUCAGAAACUUUGAGUGUCAUCUUUCCUUGUGUUUUUAAGAUGAGGAUCUCUGGAGGUGAUGUUGCUUUUUUUUUUUUUUUUAAUUUUUUACUGUACACAGCAGGUGCUGCUAAAAGCCUUGUUUUAAUCUUUAAAGCAGGAGUUCUUAAACUUUUUGUUCAGUGGCCUCAUUUUGUCUCUCCCAAUAAUGAACUACUGUAAAUAAGUACACGAUCUGCAGAACAAAGUGAUUUUCUUGUUUAAAGGUCUAUAAAAAUUUUAUUCAAAGUCUAUUAAAUUAUCUUAACAAAUCAAUAUAAAAACACAUUAAAAAUAUUUAAAAAUCACAUUUGUACAUCACAUUUCAUUUUUAUACAUCAAAGAGGGAAAGAUAUUGCUGCAGUCUGGUGUAAAAUAGGCUUAAAAGGAGCUCCAAACUGAAUGAAAGCUGGGUUUAUCAAUAUAACAAUAAAUCAGUAUAAUGACUUGAUCAUCUCAACAUUAUAUUACACUGCCAUGAUUAAAUUAUAUCACCAGACCUGCUAACCUUUCCGCAUUAUGCAAAGUUUAACAGAUUAACAUUUUAGUACGCUAGUGCGAGUAGCCUCGGGUUCUAUCAAGGACAAAAAAGAGCAAGUUUUGAAUUCAAUAAUGUAAAAUAAAAUUUAUCAGUGUAUGAUUGACUUAGCUAAAAUUAAACUGUUAUGUAUUUAACAUCAGUUAACUCUAUUUAUUAGCAAGUUCACCACAGAUGUUCAGCUGAAAAUGGGCACUUUUGGUUUUUGACAAAAGUGGGGAAAAAAGAUUGACCCAAAAAAAAAAUUGUAAAUAGGCCAACAGCUAAGAGCCAAAUCUAACAAUUGUUAAUGCUAACAAAAAUUAGAACGUUUUUUUUUUUUCUUUUUUCACCCCUUGCACUGAUCACCACUUAUACAAGUUGAAACAAUUUGAGCAGCAGAUCAGUAUUGGAAAUGUCGGCCAUUGGACAUUAGACGACCAAUUUGUAAAAGGGCUGUAUUGAAAAUGUACUGUUUUUUUUGUUUGUUUUGUUUUUUUUAUACUAAGAAUCCACAAUCUAGCUUUUUCCACCAAGCAAUUGCUGACCAUACAGCUGGGAAAACUUUUACACCUUGAAUUAUUCUUAAAUUCUUAAUAUUUAUUUCAUAAAUAAAGUCUAGAAAUACAGGCAUAGAACUACAUUUUAAAUAAUGGCUGGUAAAAAAAUCUCCUGCAAUCUCAUUCACAUCUCAGGAGACCCCACAAGCGUUGAGAACCUGUGCUUUCAAGGCUUCUUUUUCUGUCACUUGUAAACAUGACUGUUUACAGCAUUUCCUUACUGCAGAGGACAGCAAUAAACAAUGUACAAUUUUACAUAAAGCAGUAAGUGUAAACAGUGUGCGAUUGAGAAAUAUAAGGAGGAGGCUAUGUAUAUAUAAAAUGCAGCCGCAUCUCACACUGCAGCAUGUCUGGUUUUAUCUGCACCGUUCAGACAGAAAAGAUGGUUUUAUUUUUAUGUGUCCAGGCAGUGGGCAAUUUUCUAGCGAACACUGAGGAUACAAGAGAGAACAGCCUGUAAUCUGACUUAAAUGUGUCCGUGACAAAAGCUAAUCAGAAGUUAAAGAAGAGUGGAUUCAGGAACAAAAGCAACUGAAAUGAUUUUGUCUGACCAGAUACCAUGAAAUUAUCAGGUUAGGGUUUAUAGCACCAGUCUUUUAUUAUGUUUGAGUUGGUUCUUAUUUUUACAAGUAGGUCAGAAUAUGAUCCAAGCAUACAGUAGAUCUGGGUUAAAAGCCUUGCUCAAGGACUAAUGUCUUUCUGGCAGCCUUGGGAUUGGAACUUGUAGCCGUCUGGUAGCCUAAGAUGCUGAAAUGCUGUGCCACUGCCGCUCCUGCAUCGUGGAUUUAAGAUAUUGUUAAUCUUCUAUGCAGUCACUACCAAGAUCAGUUUUUCACCAGCACAUUGUCUGUCAUGUUUCCUCCAAAUUGCAGCCUGUUUGUUCAAGAGGUAAAAGAAAAUUUCUUGACAUCAUUUAGCACUUUACAGAAAAGAUGAACUUUUUUCAAUUUUUGAAAGAUUUGCUGUGACAGAAAAAUGCAGACAGCAGCACUUUUUAAAAUCUGCGUUGGUGGAAAAGAAAAGAAAAAACCUAGUGUGAAAGCAGCCUUAUCUGUUUGUUGAAGUGUACUGAAAUGAAUAAUCCUGCUGUGUUGAAUGGAAGCUGUUAUCAUUAAAACAGCAAUUAAGGUACGAUUAAA
Pangasianodon hypophthalmus (striped catfish) is the source of this 6701-nucleotide messenger RNA. RefSeq names its product glutathione S-transferase, C-terminal domain containing (gene gstcd). The record is from RefSeq and is a predicted model, not a curated record. Lineage: Eukaryota; Metazoa; Chordata; Actinopteri; Siluriformes; Pangasiidae. The transcript is spliced from 12 exons. Bases 176 to 2176 code for a protein of 666 amino acids.